AGUUUUAUUUUUCUUAUAUUGGUACGAGAUUUUAUUGAUUGUUUUCUUUCAUAAGAUUUUCGGCCAGACGGCGACUGAAAUUGCAAGUUACUGUGAUAUAUUUAUUUUCAAUAAUUAACUAUUCUUAUCAACCAAUUAAAUGAGCAGGGAUAUCGAGUUAUGUCUAUAAGUAAUGGAAGGUACAGAACUGGGUGGCGACCAGCAAUUUUGUUUGAGAUGGAACAAUUUUCAAGCGAAUAUAACUUCUCAAUUCGAGGCAUUGCGCGAUGAUGAGGACUUCGUGGAUGUCACCCUGGCAUGCGAGGGGCACCGGCUGGAGGCACAUAAAGUGGUUCUUUCGGCAUGUAGUCCAUAUUUCAAGGAAUUAUUUAAAAACAAUCCAUGUCCUCACCCUAUAAUAUUCAUGCGCGAUUGCGAGGUGUCGCACGUGCGCGCGCUGCUUCAGUUUAUGUACGUGGGCCAAGUGAACAUAGCGCAGGCGCAGCUCAGCGCCUUCCUCCGUACUGCCGACGCGCUACAAAUACGAGGCCUCACAGACUGUUCACAACACAACGAUAAAAAAGUGAAUCGAAAAUCUCCUCCUUCUCAACUACGUAAUUUGCUCAGCGCCAAGCCGUCACACUCUACCUCCUCCUCCAAAGCCGCAAACCAAAAUGUUGAGACGACCUCUGUCGAAGACCAAGAACAAAACUCAAGUCGUCGCUCCACUAGAAAUUCUCCCGAUGUUGCCAGAAACAAUCUCAAUGAUGAAGCUCCAUUUCAAACUUCUAGUCAAAUGAGGCCUAAUAGUGAUGACUAUAGAGAAACUUCCAACUACCCUGCCCUGAGGGUGAAAACUGAUCUCGAAGCACCUGAGGUGAAAAAUGAAGAGAGUGAAAUACUCAUGGACCCCGGAGACCCUGAUAGAACAGACAAAUGCCAAGAAUUCAAUGCAUCCGAUCUUUUAGAACCAAAAAUGGAAGUGAUGGAACAAGAAGCUAGCGACGAAGAGCGUUCCAGUUUCCCGCAGAUCUACUACAAUGAGAACAACGCGCUUGCAAAUCCAUUUGCAACAUUGCAAGGUAAUAUGGAUCUCAUGGCCGGAAUGAACACGGAGCUACGGGACGAGAACGCGGAAGCGGUUGGGAGAUGGGACGGUAGACGCAACCGCCCCGUGCCGGACGCCGUGUGGCUGGAGCAGCACCGGCGCGCGCUGCCCUUCGUCAUCAAGCGAGAGAACGAGCGAGGGGGCGCCGCUGCGCCCAGACUCAUAAAAUUGGGAGAAGGCGUGGAGAUCCGCGAGGAGUUGUUGCGCGGCGUCAAGUGGGGCGACUACCGCAAGGUGACCCGCGGGCUGGCGGCGGCGCUGUUCUCGCCCAUCGAGCUGGCGACGUGCUCGGUGACGGGGCAGCGCUGGUCGCGCGCGGGGCAGGAGUCGCGCCCCACCAAGCCGCCGCUCGACCGCCGCCGCGUGCACGCGCUCAUCUCCUACGUCAGCAGGCACUUCCCCGACGUCGAGGUCAGCCGCAUCAAGCAGGUGCUAGCCUACAAGUGCAAGGAGAACUGCGCCGCCCUCAGGAUGAGGACCGCCAGGCUGUCGAACUGUUUCAGUGAUUCGACCAACUACCUGCUGAGCGCGGCCGCGCGGCCCCCGCCCUGCGACGUCGACACUCCCGGGGGGAGCGCACGCUCCUCAUAUUCUAACUACGAGGCUACGAAGGGUCCGGGCGGCGCGGCUGGUGCGGGCGACUUCGGGCGCGGCGCGGCGGGAGGGGAGGAGGGCGAGGGCGACGCACAGUGAUGCCCGCCACUCUGUUGCAUAUCAAUUUCAUAAUCUUGUUAUUUUUUACCAAAAAAGAAGAGAAAAUAAAGAAACUCGUCGCUCGCCGUCUCCGCAGCCGCGGCGGUCGGCGGCGGCGGCACCCGUCGGUCGUUUCGAAAGAUUUAUAUUUAUUUGCGCGGCGUCGCGACGACGAACGACGGCGGUGAGUUGCCCGUGUAAAAUAUUCAUAUUUAUUUAGGUGAUAUUUUUCUAUUGGCUACUGAUAAGAUUUUAUCUCGUUAUGUAUCUGCCGGCCGCGCCGGGGAUACAUUGUCGUUUGUAAGGAGGGGGAAGUGGAGUCGUGCCCGAAGCUCUAGCAAUAAUUUAUCAGGUUCCUAAGACAUGUUUUGUAGUUAGAUUCUAUUGCACGAAUAUUCGCAAACACUGCCGCUUUAUUUCUAAAUUUUUUUAUAGACAUCAAGUCAGUUGUUUUAUUGCUUUCUAUAUUUUAUGUUUAAAUAAAAAUCGAGUCAUUUUCAACGUUACGUUAAAAUUUGUAUAUGAGGCAUUUAAGUGCUGUACGAGGGACCGUUGCAAUUGCAAAGUAAAUAUAUCAAAAUGGCAUAAUUUUAGAGCUAUCUUAUAGAUAUUAUAGUCAUUUCGUUUUAUAGGUGUAAAUGAUAAUAAAGAAUUUAUUUUGGAGCGUCAAGGUUUGGAUAUUGUAAAGUCUUUGGAGAGCUGUGAUCAUGAUGGAUAUAAAGCAGUCAUAUUUUUAAAAUAUACAUAUAAGAGUUAUAACGUAAUUAUACUAUUGUACAGUACGUCUGUAUAAGGUGGACGUGAGGCGGCGCGGGCGCGGCCGCGCACAGCGCCGCGUCUGACGCCCGCCGCGCCCGCGCCCGCCCGCCCUACAGAUGUAUUAUCAUAUCAAAAAAGCAAUAACUAUUAUUUGAUAAAGAACGAUUUAUUUCAUUUUUAAAUACUAUUUUAACCAAGUUGUUAUAAAUGUAGUUAGUAAAUUGGAAAGAUCUCUUGAGAAGUCCACGGUCAUUUAUAGUUCUUUUGAACAAUAACUAAAUUCUCAUAAUGAUAAUGUCUCACAUUUACGUCAUAUCAAUUUGUAAUACUUAGUUUUUUCACUAUUUUGUACAUUGUGUACAAAUGACAUAAUCAUGUAUCGCCAGAGCACACACGCCGGCAGGCGACACGCUGCGCUGAGAGGGCUGUCGGUGCGGGAAUCUAACAUGUUUAAACGGUUUUUAAGACAACGAACAAAGGAAUGGGAUUGUUAUGUGUAAUUUAUAGAUUGCCUCACGACACGCGCUCGUCGAACGUGAAUGUUGUUACUGUAACACGUUGCACGCGCGUGGUACGCUACGAUGUAAGAUGUACGUACAGUCGUCGCCGGGUGUGCGCUCUGGCCCGUGUACACACUACAGUACACUUUAGCUCGUCUUUAGCAGUCAACUGUCAGAGAUUGGUGUACCUAUGAAUAAGUUACAGUUACCAGAGUUAGGAUAUAUAAGUAGUCACGCAGUGCUACGUAGUAAAAUCUUACUAUUAUGUAAUGUUUUACGAUGCCAAUUGAAAGUCUUAAUGCUCAAUUUUGCCAAAUUUUACUUGCCGAGAACGCGUCUUGUCUAUUAGUUUCGUGUUUUAAAUGUUUGGUAUAGCACACAUUCCCGUUACUAAAAUACCUUUAGGUUUUUGAAAGUGAGAAGGGAAUGGACAGAUUGCUCAAUAUAAUGAAAUAUUUGUAUUUCGUUGAUAGUUCAUAACAUAACACAUUCACAUAGAACAUGAACAUUUUUGGCCCAAUGAAAUUUAUAUCAUUAGAAAAAUUAAUAAAAUUUAAUUGUAAUUUAGAAAUGUUAAAUUGAGAGUUAAAGGAUUUGCAAGUAUAUAAUAUAUUUGUGACGAAUGCUCGAGAUGCAAUAUGUUAAUUUAGUGCCAAAUGAUAAGUUAACUCGUAGCAAUAUAUUGUAUCCUAAUGCUCUUGUGUAAUUUCUCACGUAGUGUUAAUGACCUAUGAGGUUUCGAAGGUUUCUUUUACAAGACUAUAAUAUAUUUAUACAGGGAAGUGUUAGGUAUGUACUGUUGUUUGGAAUUAAGAGUGUUGUUGGGGUAAAAUACUCAUUGAGGCGGGGUGUAAAAAUAACCGUACAAUGUGCCGCUUAGCUCUGGAUAUUUAAACUCCACCCUAGAAUAGUUUUGAUACAUAUAUUAUUUAAUGUCAUUAUUUUAAAGGAAUAAAACAAAACAACAAUGCGUAAAUCGUCACCUCAGACAGGGUAAUGUCUUUUUAGAUGAACAAGCUACGAAUACGAGUUAUUUUUACACUCCGGCCUCUAAAGCACUGAAUGAGCAAUGGAACAAGAGAAUUUAUUUACUCAAAUAAGUUUUUUUUUAAUUAUUUACGAUAAUUUUGUACUAAAUUUUAAUAUACAUUAUUUUGCAUUUUAUUAUUGUAAUGGCAGCUGUCCAUAUCAUGUGAACGAUACAAUCGGUCACUAUUAUUUAGGGUUUCAUAAAUAAAUUUAAAACGAUACAUCGAACAUGACACAUUGGGCACAAAUAUAAUUAAAAGUACCUAUAUACUUUUCUUUGCUUGCUGUUAUAAUAUGAUAAUCGAAAUCUAAAUAACAUUGUUCCUGAUACUCGAUCGUAGUAAGCUUUGUGAAACCCUACUAAGCGUUAAUAUUGUAAUGAAUGACGAGAGCGGGCGGCAGGCGGGCGGCGGUCGCCCGUAGUGUCGCGGAGAGCGGCCGCGGCGACAGCGUGGCGCGCGACGUCACGCCCGCCGCGCGCCUGCCCUGCGCUCGCCCUUAGUUUUCACUGAGCAAAAAAAUCUUUAAACUUUUGUAUAUAAAGAGAACAACAUCGAUGCCACUGUGCUCUGAGAGGACACAGCGUUGUGCCAAAAUUACGUGCUAGUCUUUAAAAACAAAUGUUGUUAUCAUUUUUUCAGAUUUUAUUUAGUCCAGAAUGUGUUUGUUCCUGUGCUGUGAAAAUAUUUUCUAACAAACCAACACUCGGUGAUGGUGGGGGUGAGGGACAAUGUGGUCGCUUUAUUCUCGCGGUUGAUGGUUCUUAGUUUUUAGUCUUGUAGAAUAUUAUAAUUAGAAUGUUUUUUCUCACUGGUUUUAUCUAGAUAUAUCAUUCAAAAUUAUAAAAUCUAGGCCAGUGUUGAAAAUUUGAACGUCGAAGCCCUAUCGAAUCGGUCCUUUGUUGUAAAACUGACCACAUUGUAAACUAAAAUUACAGAUUUAGAUCGACAACUAUAAUCGAAACUGCCAAUACUCGAAGAUAACGAAUUCAGUCAUAGAACUAGCUACUAAUAGUUACAAAACCAAUGGGUAUACCGAGCCUCUUGUGCCUAGGUGUAGAAAUUCUCACUUUUAUAAAAUUGACACGUUUGCCUGUGAUAUUAUUUUUUCUAUUAGUUAGAUUAGUUGUAGGAACAUAUUCUUCAAUAUGUGUAGUGGCGGUUGUCAAUAUCGAAUAUCCCUCUUAAAUUAAGUGUAAUAAAUAAAUAAUAUGGAUCGUCCAAAGCCACAAAGCUUCUCUGUACAGGAUUGUAGUUGUCGAAGCUAAAACAAAAUUGUGUCAUUUUAAAAGACGAGUCAUAAAAACUUAAUUUCUUAGAGUUACGAAGUGUUGUGUUGGUUUGUUGUUAUAUUUAUAGUAUUUAUAAAAAAUGCACAUAAUAAUUUAGCUUUGAGCUUGUGCAAUAUUAUUCCAAAUUGUUUAUAGAUGAAAAAUGUUAUAAUUAUUUCUAAAUUGUUAUAUAUUUUUAUAAUCAUAAAAGACAAAGGCAACUUAAAUUAUGAUAUUUUUGUUGUGCAUUUAUUAUCAAAGUUUAUCAAUACCUACUGACCCACAAACUCAUUGUGGACUGUAAUGUCUGCGUCUGUGAAAACUGUUAAUUAGGUACAGUAGUAGAUGGUUUUUUUAUAUAUGCUAAUAAUAUUGUGAGUCAAUUCUAGUAAUGUUAAUGUUCCCUUUUAUUUAGAAUAAUUUACGUUAAUAAACAAAUUAAUCUAAGAUUGCUCAACCAAGAUGCAAUGCUAACUGCAAUGUAGAUGUACGAAAAUAGUUUUAUAUUUGUCCUUUUUUAUUAUUUAUCUGAUAUUUCAAGUUUAUUCAUUUGUGAGUUAUGGCAGCGCAUGUUAGUCUUAUGUUAUUCUUAAGAGAGGCCAAAUGUUGACUUGCUUAUGUGAGACUGUUUUGCCAAGAAUCAGAAAGUAUAUUACCUACAUUGUUUUAAAAUAAAUGCUUUUUUAUAAAAUC
This is a messenger RNA of Trichoplusia ni (cabbage looper), 6031 nucleotides long. RefSeq lists its product as uncharacterized. NCBI's taxonomy places the organism in Eukaryota, Metazoa, Arthropoda, Insecta, Lepidoptera, Noctuidae. Gene Ontology annotation, biological process: regulation of transcription by RNA polymerase II. Gene Ontology annotation, molecular function: DNA binding; protein binding. The transcript has 8 exons. The coding region runs from base 173 to 1780 and encodes 535 amino acids. Gene Ontology annotation, cellular component: nucleus. The record is from RefSeq and is a predicted model, not a curated record.